Molecule: messenger RNA, 1798 nt
Organism: Lotus japonicus
Lineage: Eukaryota; Viridiplantae; Streptophyta; Magnoliopsida; Fabales; Fabaceae
Product: F-box protein At2g39490-like
Exons: 3
Coding region: 87-1262 (391 amino acids)
Molecular function (GO): protein binding
Source: RefSeq, a predicted model, not a curated record
UCUAAAGUUGUUAGUAGUAUUGAUGUCAUUGUACAUCUUUGUUCUAAGUCCAAGCAAAAUCAUAUCGAGAAACAGGAGAUUCUAAUAUGGAAGAUAACACUGCAAAGGAUCUAUUCAGCAAUUUACCAAAUGAAAUUCUGAGGCACAUUGUUUCAUUUCUUCCAAAUGAAUCUGCAAUUGAAACCAUCUUUCUCUCUACAAGGUGGAGGAACCUGUGGAGUGAAGCUCUUGUUAGACAUGGAACUAAAGAAAACAUCACUCAGGUGGUUGCUGGAUUUCUACAGCGUUUUGAGGAGCUUGAUCCAUUGAAGCAUCCAAGGAAGCUUCAAUUUCACUUUGGUGAAGAUAGAAUAGUCAUGGCAACAAUUGCAAACAACAGUAAGCUUUUUUUGGAUUUCUCCCCUUGGAAGAAAGAGCUUAUUGAAAUUCAAUAUGAAUUGCAGUUCAAGCUCAGUAAAAUGCAAUCUUUUACCUCCAACAUCUCAGUGAAAACUCUCUAUUUGAAGUCAAUAAGCUAUUUGACAAGUGGGGUAGCUUCCACCAUCAUUUCAAAUUUAGAGCAUCUUGAGAAUUUGGUCAUUAUUGAGUGUAGUGGGUUGCAAUCUUUGAGCAUUGACUCUGCAUCAGAGCUGCAAAAGUUAACCAUCCGGGAUUGCUUACAAUUGAAGUCUCUUCACCUUAGAACUUCCAAACUCAAAUCUUUUCAAAUAAGUGGACCGCUUCCUUUGAUUAGGCCUGAGUACCAUUUCAACCUGAGUGAUGCCAUGCUUGAUUUUAGACUGGGACCAAGCUGCAGAAAUUUCAAGACUAGGGAUUUUGAUGCAACUCUAUUGACUAUAAAGAACUCUCAAGUUCUCACACUUUGUAAAUGGACUUUUGAGGAAUUAAUAUGGCCAUCAGUUUCUCCUAUAGCUGGAAGUUUCAAAUUCUAUAAAUUAAGAGAAUUAUGGUGGAUUGACAGUUAUAAGGAUGAAUAUAACAUGGAUGCCUUAUUCUGCUUCUUGAAACUAUGCCCUGCCUUGGAGCAACUUUUUGUGACGAUUGAUCCUGAAAGUUAUUGGACUGAAAGCACUAAUUCAUGUUUGAUGCAAACAACCAAAUGUGUAGAAUUGAAGCAUCUAAAACUGGUAAAGUUAAUGGGAUUUACAUGCAGAAAAGAUGAAAUCUCAUUGGCAAAAUGUUUAAGUCAUCUAAUCAAGGGAAAGCCUCCAAAGAUAAACACAUCUGAUGGGAAUUGCUGGGAUGCAGAGUUUGUGCAGUGAUUAGUUUUCUUAUAUCAGCCAUAACAAACUAAGGACUUCCUCCAAUAUCUAGGGAAGGAAAACUAUAAACAUGUCUCAAGCACGUAGGCAAGGUAUUACAACUAAAUUUGUAUGAUGUUAUAAUUUAUUUCUCUUUCCUUACAAUAAAUUUGAGGGGGAAACGUCUAUUGAUCUAAUCUGGUCUGUUAGAAUAUAAUAUAAAAUCAUUAAAGUGACCCUUACCCAACAGCUUAAGCUUUUGGGAUUAAGUGGUUAUUUGACAUGGUAUCAGAGCCUCUAUGACCGAGAGGUCUAGAGUUCGAUCCUUGCUCCCCUCACUUUCUAAUUAAAAAGUGGAAUUUAAUUAAGCACAUGGUAGGUGGGCCUGUGCAUUUAUCCACGCUUCAAGCCCAAAGGGCUCUUGCGUGAGGGAGCGUGUUAGAAUAUAAUAUAAAAUCAUUAAAGUGGCCCUUACCCAACAGCUUAAGCUUUUGGGAUUAAGUGGUUAUUUGACAUGGUCUAAUCAAUAUUCUUAUCAUAUUGGUCUUAUUGAAGAU